AUGAUCUACGCUCGUUUACUGGUCGGGAAGCCUACACCAGGCAAGGCUGUGUCUCCUUUACCCGACAACGUCGACGGUGUCGCAUGCAACAGAGGACCGUCCCGAAUCAAUGGCAGACUCAGUGUCCUCGAGGAUUGCAUAAGACGCCACGCAUUUGACACGGUGCAACUAUGUCUGAGAGGUGUUAUUACAUCCUCCGUGGGCUACAAGCACGCCAUCGAGGACAUAAUCACCCUGACCGACGUCAAGGCCAUGUCAGACUUCAGACAUUCCACAUGUAUCAGCGAGACCGAUACGCGCAAAGUUCGCCAUCUGGACUUUUACUUCGAGUUGCCGACUACGAUUGCUGGCCAGGAUGGAGUUUUCCGUCCUCUACCCUUGACUGGCGUAUUCACGGGUACCACCACUAUUACCCAAAACACGGCGCUGAACGAUCACCGGGUCGAGCGUGGGGACUGCGAGGUGUCUUACUGGGUUGAGGUCAACUUUCGCCUCUCCGGGACCCAGGUCGGUUUCUUGAAUCAGCAUAUUCAAAUCUCGUCUCUUUACCCUUGUCUACGGGCGUCGCCAGCACGGGGAAACCCUCUGACGAUCCGUGCCAAACCCGACAUUCUUUCGCGAUGUCGGUUUCAGAAACCCCCGGAUCUAUCGCUCACUUUGUCGGAAGCCGACAUGACCAUAAAACGGGACGCGCAGACUGGAAAGCGACACAUUAGCGUGCCGCUCACCGUGGCCAUGGACGCCUCUGAGGCUUUGUCCAUGGAUUCACGUCAAUCGCUGAAAUGCUCCGUCGAAGCCAAGUGGGAGGUCAACACGCGCUUCUCAACCACCCCGGGCCGCCCGUCGGCCGCGAAGGUGAGAGCGGGGGAAGUCAUCUACAAAAAGACCACGGCAUCCACGCACAAGUCGACCAUCUUAUUUCGCCCGCUCCCGCAGUACGACGACUACCGGCGCGCGCAGAAGGGGAAAAAGAACCCCGCUGAGCCCUACGUUGCGACAUCUCAACUCGACUUGGCCGUGCCCGAUGCCGUCUCUCAGCCCUCUCUAGAAUGGAAACAUCUGUCGAGGACCUACACGCUGGACCUCAGUAUGACGUUCCACGGCGGUCAAGGAGCGCCCAAGUACUCUCUGCACAAUGGCAUUUCGCUCUUGGUCAAGGCUGACGCGUCGAAAGCCGACGAUGCUGCGAAGAGCCAAAUCGUUGUGGACGUCUCGGAGGUUGCUUCGGGAUUGGACUCUGAUGAAGAAGAUGCCAGCCUAAGUGAGCUGCUCGUCCCGCUAGGUAUAAGUGCGGUGCAGCGGCAGCAAGGCCAACGCACUGCGACAAGGACGCCGCCUCCAGCCUACUUUGGAUGA
Molecule: messenger RNA, 1356 nt
Organism: Fonsecaea multimorphosa CBS 102226
Lineage: Eukaryota; Fungi; Ascomycota; Eurotiomycetes; Chaetothyriales; Herpotrichiellaceae
Exons: 2
Coding region: 1-1356 (451 amino acids)
Source: RefSeq, a predicted model, not a curated record